Molecule: messenger RNA, 839 nt
Organism: Bufo bufo (common toad)
Lineage: Eukaryota; Metazoa; Chordata; Amphibia; Anura; Bufonidae
Exons: 2
Coding region: 33-797 (254 amino acids)
Source: RefSeq, a predicted model, not a curated record
GGCGCAGAUGGGGCCGUCUGGAUGUGGACUUGAUGGCGUCCAGGCUCAACAACAAGCUCCCAGUGUUCCUGGCUCGCGCCCGAGAUCCGAAGGCGUACGGGGUGGACGCGCUGGUGUCUCUGUGGCAGGACUUUAGUCUCCUCUAUGUCUUCCCUCCGUUUCCUCUCCUACCGAAGGUUCUACGCAAGAUCGAGGCGGAAGGAAUCCCGACCGUUCUCAUCGCCCCAGAGUGGCCUCGCCGCGCGUGGUUCUCAGACGUGGCUGGCGGACGCCCCAUGGCCUCUUCCCGACAGACAGGACCUCCUGUCUCGGGGCCCGCUCUUCCACCAGAAUUUACGGUCUCUUCGUUUAACGGCGUGGCUGUUGAAACCGCCAUCCUGAAGAGGGGGUUCUCGGAUUCAGUGAUUAGAACCAUGAUCAGAGCGAGGAAGUCUGCUUCCUCCAGGAUUUACUAUCGUACCUGGAAGGCCUUCCUGUCCUUUUGUGAGAGUUCGGGGUUCCCUCCCCUUCGCUUUUCCAUCCCGAUGGUGCUGUCUUUUCUUCAGUCCGGGCUUGAAAAGGGACUGUCGCUGGGUGGCACAUUCGGUUCCUCCAUACCUUCCCCCUUUGCCUCCUUGGGAUCUCAAUUUGGUCCUGCGUGCUCUGCAGUCGGCCCCCUUCGAGCCUUUGAAGGAGGUUUCUCUGAAUUUUCUCACCUGGAAAGUGGUCUUCCUUGUUGCCAUAACUUCCAUCAGACGGGUGUCGGAGCUGGCCGCUCUUUCCUGUCAGGAGCCUUUUCUGGUUUUCCACCAGGAUAAGGUUGUGCUUCGUCCGGGUCCCCUCCUUUUUGCCCGAGGUGG